Messenger RNA from Stereum hirsutum FP-91666 SS1, 1158 nucleotides. RefSeq lists its product as uncharacterized. The coding region runs from base 1 to 1158 and encodes 385 amino acids. The record is from RefSeq and is a predicted model, not a curated record. NCBI's taxonomy places the organism in Eukaryota, Fungi, Basidiomycota, Agaricomycetes, Russulales, Stereaceae. The transcript has 3 exons.
AUGUACGACGGAGCAGAGUAUGAGGAUACAUACGGGAUGGGCAGGAUGGAUUGGACGUUGGAUAAAUCUCUCGAGCACGAUCCAUUCGACCAGUGGGACGCGAACCCACGUUCUCGCCCGCCAGAUGCGCUCGAAUGCGGAAUAUGCUCGAAUUUCACGUGUUGUGGUCUGACCAUACCAGACAUGCACGACCUCCUCGCCCACUUCGAAGACUCACACGUCCUCGUCCUCAAAACAAGCCUCCGUAACCGAUGCCUAUCCGUCCUCCGUCCCGCUUCGCAGACGUCUCCUUCACCCUACUCCUACCAGAACGAUGAAUACGAUCCCGAACCUUUCGUCCUCUCUUACCCCCAACCCCCCUUCCUCCCCAGUCCCAGUCCCACACCCUCGUUCUCCUCGGCGACACAGACCUUUUCCAGCCCCGGCGUCUGCAUUCCCUCCGGUUCUCGUGCAUCGACGCCUGAGCUAAGCGCCGCCGGUUCCGACUUUGAUCCAGUAUCCUCUUCGCCGUCGUCUGCGUUUUCUCCUCUAUCCCCGUUUAUCCCGUAUCCGUCUGCUUUCUCUGCGGCGAUGUCGGAUGAUCCCGCGUACUCACUCUUACACGCGACUUCACUUUCUCGACGAGGCGAUUGCUUGGCUAUAGACAUGGAAACCGAAGGCACGACGUCCAUAUAUGCGCACCCGGGAGAAGUGGGCGCUCAAGCACAGACGCAGACAGAAAGGACGACGCUCGAAUCGAACAUAAACUUACCAACCAGCCAUCCGAUACUCAGCCUCCCACCCGCUUCGUUCUCCCUCCCUGCCUCCACCUCCGCUACCAGACUUACGCCCGCUGCGAAGGCUAAGAAGACUAAGACGAGUAGUCAUGCCCGCGAUCGCGGCUUCGGGAGGAGAGAAUGCGCGGAGGGGGAGUCGAAAAACGGGAGACGAGAGCUUGGUGGUGCUGGUGCGGGUGGUAGUGGAGGGCUGGGGCUAGGGCUGGGAACAGAAACGCAGAGAGGUCCUCGAGGGAAGUUCGUCUCUGACACUAUGAACACGAUGGAUAAGCUCGGAGCGGGUUCGAGUUCGGAUUCGGGUUCGGGUUCGGGUGGCGCUGUGGGAGAUGAAAUUGGACGGGGAAGUGACGAACGCACGAUCCACCCAACUACUUCGAGUUAA